AUGGCGACAAUUUGUGAUGGCAAAGAAUGCGAGGAGGGGAGGCUAAUGCCUGAUUGGGAUGCUUUGUAUUUGGCAAAGUGGCUUCUGAUUGGGCUGGGAGAGCCCCGAACUCGCCAGAGUCGAUAUUCAUUCAGCUUGCUCAAGUGCUUGCUAAACUGCAUCCAAACACUGGCGGGCCCCGGCUGCCUCCGCCGAGCGGUGCGGGGUAGUGGGCUGCGGGUGUGCGGCAGCUCCGUUGGGAGUUUGCCGGCACGGAGGUUUGCCAGGGUUUGUCCGGAGGUGGAUUAUAAACCUUUCAUGGGAAACUCUGCACAAGCCUUUCCCACCAGCCCGGAGGGGCUCCCGGCCUCCGGAGACCCUCCUCCCUACGAGGGGAAGAAAAGCAAACGGAGCUCGGACAACGCCGGCACAGAGAGCCCUGCUGAGUCUGCCCCACGCGCUGGGGAGAAGGAUCCCGCCGGGCUCCUCUCGGGCCGGGCGGGCGCCUGGACCUGCUGCCCCUUCCCCUGCCCCGGGCCAGGGGUGUACCAGCCGCCUGGCACACUGCCCCCAUCACCCUUCCCGGGGCUGGGGCUGUGGAGGAAGAGUGCGGCCGCGCUGCCGGCAGAGGGGCCGCACUUCUGCAAGGAGGCUGACAGCACGGAGCAGAAGCUCUACAGGCCCGUGGUUUUGAAACCCAUCCCCACCAAGCCCACUGUCCCCCCGCCGAUUUUCAACGUUUUCGGCUAUCUUUAG
Messenger RNA from Tauraco erythrolophus (red-crested turaco), 735 nucleotides. Its product is annotated as protein FAM181A. Lineage: Eukaryota; Metazoa; Chordata; Aves; Musophagiformes; Musophagidae. The record is from RefSeq and is a predicted model, not a curated record.